Molecule: messenger RNA, 372 nt
Organism: Oikopleura dioica
Lineage: Eukaryota; Metazoa; Chordata; Appendicularia; Copelata; Oikopleuridae
Source: the annotation of a GenBank genome assembly
AUGCUCGUAGAUCCAGAUACUCAAGACGAUGAUAUAAAAGCCUUCGAAGCGCGGCUACAAAAGUCAAUCGACAAUCUCAGACCAUACGCUGCAAGAUGGAGAUUAUUUCUAAUGCUGGUAUCGAUUCUUACCGUACUAUGCGCAUAUUUAUGGCUCACUGAUCCUGAUACCGUAAAUACCUCGUUAUACACUUCCCUCCGAGCGCAUCCAGUGUUCUUCUUCAGCUCGCUGACCCUUAUCGUGUUAUUUACCAUCGGAGUCCACAAAAGAGUUGUGGCGCCUUCGAUUCUAGUCCAACGCCUAAGAAUAUGCCUGGCGGACUUUGGAUUCUCAAUAACAGAAAACGGGACUUUAAUAAACAAGGGAAACUAA